AUGCCCAAAUGCGACCUCAAAACGAGAUACAUCCCCGCGACAUUCGCCUGGACUUUACUUUUGGGCACGACGUCUCUGUUUUUUUAUUUUCCCUGUCAGUAUUACCUUCACAAACACCCAUGGGUUCCUGCAUACCAAGGUGUUAUAACAUUUUUUGUUUUGGCCAAUUUUACACUGGCCACUUUCAUGGACCCGGGAGUUAUACCAAAAGCUCCACCUGACGAGGACCGCGAGGACGACUUUCGAGCGCCACUGUACCGCAGCGUGGAGAUCAACGGCAUCACUGUGCGCAUGAAAUGGUGCGUCACGUGCAAAUUCUACCGGCCGCCGCGCUGCUCGCACUGCUCCGUGUGCAAUCAUUGUAUAGAGACGUUCGACCAUCACUGUCCAUGGGUGAACAAUUGCAUCGGGCGGCGGAACUACAGAUUCUUUUUCUUUUUUCUCAUAUCAUUGUCCAUACAUAUGUUGAGUAUAUUCGGCCUCAGUUUAUACUACAUCAUGAAUAAUAAUAAGACACUCACGCAAGUCGAGCCUAUUGUGUCAAUGGUAAUAAUGGGCAUAAUAGCCCUCCUCGCGAUCCCAAUCUUCGGUCUGACCGGCUUCCACAUGGUGCUGGUGUCGAGGGGGCGCACCACCAACGAGCAGGUGACGGGCAAGUUCACCGGGGGCUACAACCCCUUCUCGAAGGGAUGCUGGUAUAACUGUUGUUAUACGCAAUUUGGACCGCAGUAUCCUAGCCUGGUCCGUCCGUCCAAAUACAUAUACAAGGGCAAGAAACGCCGCGAAGGCGCGGUUAUAUCGACGAUAGCAGACACGCAACACCACGCGCAGGUAAAGACGUACACAGCAGACAAUGGGACCGCGCACCGCCCGAUGGGUGCGCAUGCGCACUACAACAAGUUAUCGCCCGGGCGAGAAGAGCACGAGGGCGAGCUGGAGGGCCCCGGGGCUUCCCAGUCGGCGGACUGCGAGCCCACGCCCCCGCCCCUGCAGCGCCGGGGCUCCUCGGCCAACCUGUUUCCACCGGCGGAGCCUCACCACCACCUGCCCCCGCGGCCACACCAUUACCCGAGGUUGAGCCCGCUCUCUAGGAAUACGAGUCACGGCGGCACAACGACCUCUGGCUACCGAGUAGUGAUGGAGCCGCUCAGAUACGACGCGGGCGCCAACGGCGGCGCGCGGCCGUCGCCCACCAUGCAGCAGCGCAUUAAGGCGCUGGGCGUGCCCACGCCGCUCGCCGUCAACAGCCCCGUCAGGAGGUCCAACCCGGGCACGCCGACGCAGCCGCGCCGCCCGGACUUCAUCGGCGUGCGCGCCUCGCCGCAACGCCGCUUCCUAUCCGAGGGCGAGCUGCUGCGCGAGCCGCACGCGCCGCACGCGCCAGUCGCGCCGCACCCGACGGCCGCGCAGGACGUGCGCGAGCUGGCCGCGUCGCCGCAGCGUGGCACGUACCUGUGGGCGGAGCGCGCGCCGCCGUCGCCGCACGCGCGCCGCCGCCCACCCCCGCCCGCACCCGCGCCGCGCCCCGCCCGUCCCCUGUCCUUCGUUCGCGCGCUCGAGGUGCAGGACCAGCUCGAGCGCGCGCCGCCUCCCGCCCCGCCCGACCGCGCCUCCGUCUACGACUGCAACUACGAAAUCUCCGUC
Molecule: messenger RNA, 1644 nt
Organism: Brenthis ino (lesser marbled fritillary)
Lineage: Eukaryota; Metazoa; Arthropoda; Insecta; Lepidoptera; Nymphalidae
Source: the annotation of a GenBank genome assembly